Molecule: messenger RNA, 2574 nt
Organism: Microdochium trichocladiopsis
Lineage: Eukaryota; Fungi; Ascomycota; Sordariomycetes; Xylariales; Microdochiaceae
Exons: 2
Coding region: 1-2574 (857 amino acids)
Molecular function (GO): transmembrane monodehydroascorbate reductase activity
Source: RefSeq, a predicted model, not a curated record
AUGGCGUCCGCCGCAGGGCUGUCGGCCCCGGGCGUCGUCACUUACGACUCCAGUACCUUGAGCGUUGGUGACGGAACAUGGGACUUCACCAAGAACUCCUUUCUCCUUCCGAAUCUUCUUGGGCUCAACUUUGAGACGAUGAGAUACAAUGGCAUGGGCAAUAGAUUCUCGACCGUUCCUCAGUACCACACCAUCAUCCUCGCCCACGGGUUGCUGGGCGCCCUUGUCUUCCUCUUCAUUAUUCCGAUCUCUGUCAUGCAGGCUAGAUUCCGCGCAUCGCCUGUGGCCAGACGGCAUCAUGCCUAUUUCAACAUCGUCGGCUUGUUGCUCGUCACUGUGGUCUUCGUCCUUGGGUGGUUUGCAGUCGGUCCAGCUCGUAGCUGGACCAAUCCGCACCAUGCCAUCGGCCUCACUCUCUACAUCAUGUACUUGUUGCAAGCUAUUGGUGGGCGCCUUGUAAAGAACAUCUACAAGCGCUCCUUACGGCUCAUGAUUCACAGAUGGUCUGGCCGCUGCAUUGCACUUCUUGGUAUUGCUCAGGUUCCCCUCGGCUUGACGCUGUACGGCUCCCCCAAGUACACAUUCAUCCUAUUUGCAGUGUGGAUGGCGUUCCUUGUGGUGCUCUAUUUCGUUCUCAGUUGGCGCCACGACGGGCAGCAUCACGAUACAGCCUUGCUCGAUGCACGACAGCACGAGGGCACAGAGGUCUCUGGUCCCAAGAAGAGCGGCCAUGGCUGGCUCGGCCCACUGGCUGCUGGUGCGGGCAUAUUCGCGCUCAUGAAGAGCCGCAAACGUCGUGGUAGUCACAGCAGCGGCAGCAGUGUCUCGCGCACCACCCGAAGCCGCUCCACCCGGCACCCUGAAGUCAUCCCCUCUCGCAGAGGGUCAGCGAGCUACAUCGAUGAUGAGAAAUACUCUGACAGAUCCGACCACAAGAAGAAAGGUGGUGGCAUGAUGGGCAAGCUCUUCGGGGUAGCUGGUGCUCUCGGGGCUGGUGCUAUGGUCAAGAACUACAUGGACCGGCGAGAGAAGCGGCGGUAUGCUGACGAGGAGUAUUCUGCUGUUGCUACCGAAACGCCCAGUCGGCCGAACCCGGCCACGCCAUCCCGCUUCGCCCGACGGCCUGCUGAUACCUACACUGAGAGUGAAUUUACCGAGGAUCGUACACAGCUGAAUCGCCCCAUCACUCCUUUGCUUCCGGGACCUGGCGGGCCUGUAGCGGCUGCUGCAGCAAUCAGUGCCGCUGAACGCCCAUCAACGCCACGCCCAGUGAGACCGCCUCACGCACGUCAAGACAGUUUCUACUCCAGCGAGUACUCCUCCUAUGUCAGCCCGUCACGCCGCACAAAGCUCGAUGAACCGCGGGGCGGCGCUGGUAAGGGGAUUUUGGCAGCAGUGGGGCUUGGAUGGCUUGCAAAGAAGUUCAAGGAUCGCCGGGACAAGCGCGCUGAAGAAGAACGUCUCAGAUACGAGGAUGAACGGCGAGACGGCAGGCACGGCUCAAGGUACACUGGAGAUGGAUUUUCCACGCCGACAAGAUCCACCCGUCGCCGCCCACCACCGGCAGUUGCACAAACAGCAACUACACUCACCCAGACGACUGAUGAAUCUUCGAUGGUGGAGACGCUGCCACCACACCGGGCACCAGCUGGGCCGCCAAUGCCGCCUCUAGGUCACGCUGGUGCACCUCAUCCGGCGAUACCACCCGCCGGAUCAUCUGUCCUCAUUCCCGCCCCGGUCCCCGUCCCCUCCUCACGGCGCCACUCUAGGUCUCACUCAAGACGGUCCGAGUCCAAGCCUCGGCCCGACGUCACUGCCGCCCCAGUCAUGAUGCCGGACAUGCCUGCAGAUCCACAGGGCUUAUUCGCGCCACUACGCGACGACUCAGAUAGCGAGGCCUACACGUCAGCGGGCGGUGGUCCAGGCAAACGACGGUCUUCCACUCGUCGCAAGCCAGGCGAUAUCGCUGCAGCUACUACUGUGACCUCGGCAUCACAGCUCAUACCCGAUGAUCGCUCCCGCCAAAGAUCGCACAGUCGAGCACCAAGCAAACCUGUCAGUGUCAAAGUCAAGUAUCACGAUGACCGUGACAGAAAUGUCACGCUGCGGCGUCUGACAGAUGAAGAAGCUGCUGCUGCACGUCGGGAGAGACGGCGCGGACGGUCGGAAUCGAUUAGCAGCAUGUCCGACAGUGAAGCCCCGACCUCCGGUCGCGGGCGCUAUAGGCGUGCGUCGAGCUCACGGAGAGGCCGAGACCCGGCUCCAGAGCUACUCGCUCCUUUGUCGCCACCCACACCUGCGUUCGCACGCGGAAAGAAGAGACAAAAGGACUCUGCCUACUACUCUGGCCAGCCGGGGCCGUCCGGAGAACCACCUGCCGCCGCGCAGACAGUAUCCACGCUCGAGAGCAUGGGAAGUCACGGCACAUGGAGCGCGUUGAGCGAAUCGGUGGGCGGACCUACAGGAGGCAACCAAACGGAAGGAUCGGUUCCUGCGUCUGCCGCGGAUCGCCGGAGGAGAAGACGACUUGAGCGACAAGGAUCGAGGCCGCCAGGUGCAGUCGAGUACAGCUAA